Ambispora gerdemannii is the source of this 144-nucleotide messenger RNA. The record is from the annotation of a GenBank genome assembly. Lineage: Eukaryota; Fungi; Glomeromycota; Glomeromycetes; Archaeosporales; Ambisporaceae.
AUAACUGGCACCAAUGCCAAAUUUAUUCCACCUCUAAAGGAACCAGAUUACCGUGUCAAGCUGCGUUGCUUGAAUGGUCAUGCUCUUUGGUCGGAAGAUAUUUAUACAAAAUGUCAACCGAGUGCAGUGACAUUACAACAGCAA